CCGUGCCGCCGCAGCCGCAGCCGCAGCCACCGUCGGUGAAAAUCGUGUGAACGCGCGCGCGAACGAGGGUGGUUUUUCGGUAAAACAUUAACACGAAACUACUUUCAUCGAACGGUAUUAGGUUUUGAGCGGUGUUCUUACGAAAUACACGAAGGAAGAGUGAAUUGUGGUAAAGUGAAGUGACGCUUUGGUGCUGGAAUAUCGAGCGUCGCGGUGGCCGCUACGAGUUCUCUCGGAAGCCCAAACGGAAAUCUCUCACGAUAAUGGCGUACUUUCCGACGAUCCGUGUUUUUUUUUCUCGAAGUCGCUUCGAUUCGCUCCCGAUGUUCUAAUAUACAUUCGUAUUCACGCUUUCCGUGUAUUCGCUCACUGCCGAUUCCACGGGAAAAUAUUUUCGGACAAAAUACGCUCGAAUUCAAGUGUGAGAACUUUCUAUAUACCCGUUUUGCCAGUUUCUUUCCGCUCACCCUUGUAAUAUAUACUUAACGUGUAUUUGAGUUCAUUUUCUAAUGAGAACGAGGAUAUUCUUUCGUACGUUUUAGUGCCGCUGUCAGUGUCUCAGGCAAAAAAGACGUGGAUCAACAAUGGGCACGUUAAUGACUAUAAAAGGGACUAUACGAUAUUCUCUUAAGCCUGAAAUAGAGGCGAAGAGUCCUGCGGCGUAGACAUGGACUCGUACGACCUGUUUGGUGAAGAUGUUAGUGGCUCGAUGCUUGAUGCUCUUCCUGACCUCGGGGGGAACGACCAUUUUGACCCUGCAGGCACGAAUAAUUCUGUGGUAGUAUCUAGAGAUGCUUCAAACUCUGGCGUUAAUGGAGGAGGGAGUUACAUUAGUCAAUCUUAUAUAUCUCAAGAAUCUCCGCUUCAAAAAUUAACUUCAUUUGGCGGAUCUGAAUUUGGAAGUUCUAAUCAAUUGCAAAAUACAACACAACGCAACAUGUUUAAUCAAAAUCUUGGAACGUUUGAUAGUGGUGCACCACAGCGUGCUAUGGUGCCAGGAGCAUUUCAAAAUCAAGCACGGAAUAUGGCACCUCAGCAUAGAGGGCCCCAUCCUGGAAGUGGAGGACAAUACCCUAAUUAUAAUGAUAAUAUGUAUUCAAUGGAGCAGCAGCAUUCAAUGACUAGAGCAAAUAUGUCUAUAGACCCAAGUAUGCAAGGUUGGCCAGGUAGUGGAGGUGCUUAUCCACAAAUGCAAAGACAUUAUAAUCAAAUGGCACCGCAACCUGGUGCUUAUAGACAACAUAUGCCUCCGCAGUAUUCUCAUCAACAAGACCAAAGUGGAGUUAUGAAUCAAAAAUUACAGCAACAACAGCAACAUUUUGGUAAUCAACAAGGUAUGAUUGGAAAUAUGGGUGUACCGCAUCAAGCAAUGCAAGCUGGUAGCACAGGAAGUGUUUACCAGCACAUGGUUGGUCAACAACAGCACUACCAGCAAGGAAACUCUGUAUCAAUGUAUCAGACUUCUCCUGGCUAUCCAGGCUUUGCAAUGCAUCAGCAACAGCAACAACAACAGCAACAGCAGCAGCAGCAACAACAACAAACUCAACAACCUCCGCAAAGAAUGCCACAUCAUCAUCCAACCCACCCAAGUCAUCAGACUCAUCCUUCUCAUCCACAGCAAUAUCCUCAGCAUACCCAGCAUCCUAGUACACAACAACAACAACAACAACAACCACAAAUAGAUCCUCAAUACUCUCACCAUGCAACUUCCAUGUUCAAUCAACCACAACACUCUGGACCAACAACACAAUUUGGUACAGCUAAACAUGCUACAAGUCCUCAGUACCGUGCAACUUUUCCUCAAUUAUCACCUCAAAUGUCUCCAAGACCACAGAUGUCACCAAGACCACCAGCAGUACAACAACAAAUGUCUCCUAGACCUAUAAUGUCACCAGCCAAACCCAAUACCUUGUCUCCUCAUCCUCAUGUUCAACUUCCACAUCAGCAACCGACUCAACCAGGUGCAAUAUCUGUGUCACCUUGUCCUCCAACUUCGAUACAAAUAAAUCCAUCAUCACAACAAACUACUCUUCAAGCUUUGGAACAAAUGGUGAUACCAGGAGUUGCUGCAUCAAAUUCGAAUGUUUCAAACCCAGAGUAUAAUCAAUUUCAAGCACGUCCAACAAUGCCACAAGCCUCAAAUGUUUUAUCUCAAUCUACCGCACAAAGUUCUAUGCCUCCUAUCACAGGUCCCAGAAUGCCGAUGCCUGCUCAAUGGACGCAUCCACCACAGCAGCAGCCACAAAUAAGGCCAAACAUAAAUGAAGACAGACCUAUAGUAGAAGCUCAACCUUCAGUAUCUGAACAGAACACACCAAUGUUCCCAGUACCUGGAACAGAACCUAUUCACAGUGUUGCAGAAACCACAACUAGGGACACUGUAGAUCCUAUUCAUAAUCCGAUUGAAACACCUAAGCAAGAAAAUGAAGCAUUGCAUCAAAAUGUUCAAGAUCAAUCUCAAGAUGUACUAAAUCCACAACAGGCUGAUACUUUAAUACAAAGUAAUUCACAGAAUAAUUCCCCUUUGGAACCUACUCCUGGAAAUAUCUCUCAAUUGGAGACUGUGCAGACUUUACCAGCAUCCAGUACAAAUGGGAAUGUUGAUUGCUCCAAUGUAUCAACAUUACCUCAACAACCAGCACCAAGUCAGGUUCAGAAUCCUGUAUCCACUAUUGAAAGUCAAAGUACAUGUGAAACAAACCAGCAUAGUCAACAUUUAGAAAUAAAUUCAGUGAAUCGUCCAGCAACUAAUAAUAGUACAUCUGUACUUCCUCAACAACCUGUGGUUAACAGUCAAGUGCAGCCACAACAACAGCCCAUUAAUUGUCCACAGCAACAAGUACAACCAAUACAUAUAAAUCAACCUCAAGUAGUACCAACACAACAAGCACCAGUACAACCUCAACAACCAAUGCAGUCUUCGCAGCAACCACAGUUGAACCAAGUACAACCAUCUCAAAUGAGUCAACAACCUCCUCCACAACAACAAAUAAGCCAACCACAACUCAAUCAGCAGCAAAUACAGCAAAUAACUACCCCCCAACAACAAGCUUCAAUUGCUCAAUCCCAGCAACCCACAUUAAGUCAAGCGCAACAAUCACAGCCACAAAUUUCUCAGCCUCAAUUAGCACAGCCAUCACAGUCUCAACCAACUCCACCAUGUGUAACACAGGUUCAGACAACACAGCAAUCUCAAUCUCUUAUGACUCCACAAGUUGGUAUAAUACCACAGAAUGCUCCAAUAAUUUCAUCUCAGAUGCCACAUCAACCACAGUUACAACCUGCUAUACCAAAUUCGACUCCCCAGUUGCAAACGCAAACCAAUCCAGUUACACCAACGCAUUUAAAUGGUCAACAGAUACCUACGGUCAAUCAAACCAGUGGCAUUGUAUUACCUCCUCAUCAAACUGCAGUGUCAGUGCCAAAUUCGCAACCUACGCAUCAAGUACAACCAGGUUUCACGGAGUACACAAAUAUUCCAAAAAAUAAUAUAUAUCCUAAUGAAAUGAUUGUGGGAUCUGGUCAACAAUAUCCUUCUGGUGGAGAUAUUGUUAGUGGUAGUACUAUAUCAAACAUGUACAACAUGCCACAAAAUCCAACAUCAACAGGAGUUACAUCUGGUGGGUUUGGUACUUCUUGUACACCAGUCACACAUCACCAAGAAAGAGCAGCAUUGCAACAGCAAUUACAGGAGUUGUUCUGUAUGCCUCCGGCUGCUGAGAAUCAGGAAAAGAUUGUUGCUUUGCAGGAGAAGUUACAAGCACUGCAGCAACAUGAAACUAAUGAUCAAUGUAAUGGUGGACCUCAAUGUAUACUUCAGACUCCUAUGUUUACAGCUGCCGUCGUUGAUAGCCCUCAGGUUUCAAGUACUACUGGUCGUGGUCGUGGUAAAGGCACACCUAGAGCUAAGAAGAGCAGAAAGAAAGCUGACAAAGAAGCUAUUGCUCCAGCUCCAGUUACUCAGCAACAACCAGAACAACCAGUAUCAGACAAUCAAGUAACUCCUGGAGAUAGUAGUAAUAUUGUUGACAGUGCAGCAGACUCUGAGGACAUUAAGCCAUCUUCAGGUGACAUGGAGGAGGAAUGGAAUAAAGGCAGAAAGUCUCGACCUCCUAGGAAACCGCGUAAACCUAAGGAGCCCAAAGAACCAAAGGAACCAAAAGAACCGAAAGAACCGAAAGUUAAAAAGGAACCAAAGCCUCCAAAAGAGGCAAAGUCUCCUAAAGCGCCAAGAAAAAGAAAUAAAGACAAGGACUCUACAAAACGUAAUAGAAAAAAAGCUACUCAGUCUGAAUCAGCCGAUGACGAAGCUGCACAAGAAACAGAGGAAAUGGCAGUCUCUGAUUCAAGCGCAGUUAAGGAAGCAGAUACGAAACCGUCUGAACCGUCCAUUCAAGGUGAUCAGGAACAAGUAGAUUCUUCGACCACCGAACCUUUAGUAAUUGAAACAAAGGAUGAAGGUAAACAAAAGGGUGAGUCCGAAGACAACUCAACAGAUGAGAAGAAAGAAGAAAAUUCGGAGGCUGCACCUGUUACCGAAACUGCUACGCCUAAUAAAAAGAAAGCUGCUGCUAGAAAGAGAUCUACCGCUGGAAAAGUUUCAGCAGGAAAGUCUCCCAGAAGUUCGAAAAAACGUAAAAGCCGGAUUGCACCUGACUCUGAUGGUGAAGAAUUAGCAGCCACGCCACCUCCAUCGCCAGAAGCUGGAGAUGAUAAUAAGAGGCGUUCUGCGAGAAAUACGCAUCGUAAAAAAUACGUUGAUGAUGUAAUGCUCAGAUUCUCGGAUGACGACGUUCCUUUGCAAGAUGCUCAACUUUCUAAGAAAGUAGAAGGUGCAAACGCAGCAAAGCCUGUUUCUGUUAAGAAAGAGAACGAAGGUGGAGAGGUUGGACCCAAUAAACCGAACUUUGUGUAUAUAAAUACGACGGAUGAAGAUUCGAUGGUUGUGCAACAUAUAUUAUGUUCACGCAUGGGGAAAAGAGAAAUUAAACCACCACCGCCAGAAGUAAAGACAGAAUCAUCGACUGAGAAAGAUGAUAAUGCUUCAAAUGCAGCAUUAGAAACUAAGGAGAAAGAAGGAGAAGAUGAUGUCAAGGAAGAAUCAUCUGAGAAGAAAUCAGAAACAGAAGACAAGGAUGAGAAAGAUGUUGAAACUACUGAAGAAAAUAAGAGCAGUGAUGCUGAAAAUGCAAUAAAAGAUGAUAGAAAGAAAGAAGAUGAAGUUACCGAGUCUAAACCAGAAACGGCAGUAGCUGAAGUGAAACCUCAAAUAGUAGAAGUUGAAGAAUAUUUCGUUAAAUAUAGAAAUUUUUCAUAUUUGCAUUGUGAAUGGAGAACUGAAGAAGAGUUAUAUAAGGGUGACAAACGAAUUCAAGCUAAACUGAAAAGAUUUAAGCAGAGGCAACAGCAGAACACCAACAUUUUUGAGAAUACCGAAGACGACCCAUUUAACCCAGAUUUUGUAGAAGUUGAUAGAGUACUUGAUGAAGCGACUCAUACUGAUCCAACGAGCGGAGAAACGUUGAAACAUUAUUUAGUUAAAUGGCGGUCUCUUCAGUAUGAGGACUCUACUUGGGAAUUGGAAGAGGAUGUUGAUCCAGAAAAAAUAGCUCAAUUUGGAAGGUUUAAUAAAUUACCUCCGAAAGAUCAGUGGAAGCCCAAAAAGAAACCAACUGCAUCGGCAUGGGUAAAAUUAGAAGAAUCACCAAUUUAUAAGAGUAACAAUAGUUUACGACCAUAUCAAUUAGAAGGUCUCAAUUGGUUGUUAUUCUCAUGGUACAAUGGGCAUAAUUGUAUUCUUGCGGAUGAAAUGGGUUUAGGAAAAACUAUUCAGUCCUUAACAUUUGUGGACGCAGUUUAUAAAUAUGGGAUCCGUGGACCAUUUUUAAUAAUUGCGCCCCUUUCAACCAUUCCAAAUUGGCAACGAGAAUUUGAAAGUUGGACUGAUAUGAAUGUUGUAGUAUAUCAUGGAUCCGCAGCAAGUCGGACUAUGCUUCAAGAAUACGAAGUUUAUUAUAAAAAUGACAAAGGACAGCAAAUUAAAGAUUUAAUUAAAUUUAACGUACUGAUAACUACAUUUGAAAUAAUUAUAACAGAUUUUAACGAGCUAAAAGGAUAUAAUUGGAGGCUCUGUGUUAUUGACGAAGCUCAUAGGCUAAAAAACAGAAAUUGCAAGUUACUUGAGGGUCUUAGACAAUUGAAUUUAGAACAUAGAGUACUUUUAUCUGGUACACCUUUACAAAAUAAUGUCAACGAACUGUUUUCAUUACUGAACUUCCUUGAACCACUUCAGUUUUCUAGUAGUGAAGCAUUCCUCAAAGAAUUUGGGAAUUUAAGUAGUGAAAGUGAAGUUCAUAAGUUGCAACUUCUUUUGAAGCCAAUGAUGUUACGUCGACUUAAAGAGGAUGUGGAGAAAUCGUUAGCUCCAAAAGAAGAAACAGUCGUUGAGGUGGAAUUAACAAAUAUACAAAAAAAAUAUUACCGCGGUAUCCUAGAACGAAACUUCUCUUUCCUUGCAAAGGGAACCACGUCAGCUAACAUUCCGAAUCUCAUGAAUACUAUGAUGGAAUUAAGAAAAUGUUGCAUUCAUCCAUUCCUACUUAAUGGCGCAGAAGAUCAAAUACAAUUGGAUUACAAGACUGGUGAAAAGGAAGAUUCAGAGGCUUACUAUCAUGCACUAGUAAACAGUUCAGGAAAAAUGGUUUUAAUUGAUAAGCUACUGCCGAAACUUAAAGCUAGCGGACACAGAGUACUAAUAUUUAGUCAGAUGGUGAAAUGCUUAGAUUUAUUGGAGGAUUAUCUGUUAUAUAAAAAAUAUCCAUAUGAAAGAAUAGAUGGUCGUAUUAGAGGAAAUUUAAGACAAGCUGCAAUUGAUCGGUACAGCAAACCUGAUUCUGAUAGAUUUGUCUUUCUUCUUUGUACCAAAGCUGGUGGUCUUGGUAUUAAUCUUACAGCUGCUGAUACAGUUAUUAUAUAUGACAGCGAUUGGAAUCCACAAAAUGACUUACAGGCACAAGCCCGAUGUCAUCGAAUUGGUCAACAAAAAAUGGUAAAAGUAUAUCGGUUGCUUUGCCGUAACACUUACGAGAGGGAAAUGUUUGACAAAGCUUCUUUGAAGCUUGGAUUAGACAAAGCUAUUUUACAAUCAAUGAAUACGAGUCAAGGGGGUAAAGAUCCCGGUAACAAACAACUAACGAAAAAGGAGAUAGAAGACUUAUUAAAAAAAGGUGCUUAUGGUGCUAUUAUGGAUGAUGAUAAUGCUGGAGAUAAGUUCUGCGAAGAAGAUAUAGAACAAAUACUUGAACGUAGGACACAAAUCAUUACUAUAGAAGCAGAAAAAGGAUCAACAUUCUCAAAAGCCAGCUUCGCGUGUUCAUCAAAUAGAUCGGACAUUAAUAUUGACGACCCAGAUUUUUGGAAGAAAUGGGCGAAGAAAGCGGAAAUUGAUACGACAGAGAAGAAAGAAGAGGACGAGUUAGUGAUAUCAGAACCAAGACGAAGAACUCAAAUUAAGCGAUACGGUCAUGACGAAUCAGUUGUUAUGUCGGAUCUUGACAGUUCUGACGAUAAUAGUGAUGACGAAACGAGUAGUGGGUUAACAGGUAGAGGUAAAAAACGAAGAGACAAAUUCGGUAAGAAGACACGGAAGUUUUGCGACGAGUAUGUACCUCGUGAAGGUGAAGUGGUGUAUGGUAGUUGGGCUCGGAGCGAAUGCUUCAAAGUAGAACGAGGUCUGCUUACAUUCGGCUGGGGUCGAUGGGAAGAGAUUCUUCAGCAUAGCCAGUUUCGUCGAGGAUGGCGUGAAAUUGAUAUUGAGGACUGUGCAAGAGUCAUCUUGCUUUACUGCCUUCGUUACUAUCGUGGUGAUGAGAAAAUCCGGAACUUUAUUUGGGACCUUAUUACACCCGUAGAGAAUGGAGAAAAGGUAAAGAACGUGUGCAUUAACACCGGCGGAAGGAAUAGUAGACAAAAGAAAAAGGGUAGAAUCAGAGAAGGUAGAGAAACACGAGGAUCGGUCGUUAAUGGUGGUCCAAGUGAUCCAAAUCACUGGAGUAACGCUGAAAAGUACGACGGGGACAUAUUCCUGGAAAGUAAUUAUAGGAAACAUUUGAGUCGACACGCGAAUAAAGUUCUAUUACGAGUUCGAAUGCUUUAUUAUAUUAAGCAUGAGAUCAUCGGGGAUUUAGUUCAACACAUUUCUGAUGGCGUUCAUGUCAGUGCGUUGCGGAUAAACCCUCCACAGUUGACGGAACGACCAGUGAAAUGGUGGGACUCGCAAGCAGAUAAAUCAUUAAUAGUUGGCUGCUACAAACAUGGCUACGAGAAUUACGACCAGAUGAGGAUUGAUCCCGCUCUCUCUUUCAUUACAAGCUGUCCUCCCCCUUCCCAGUCUCAGAUCACGCAAAUCAACAGCAGCAGUAGAGAUGACACUAGCCUGGAAAAUGACAUGGAUGACGGUGAAUCUCUUGGAAUGUUGAAAGAUUUGAAAGACUCCGAUAAGUUUAGUCGCGAAACACCGACUGAUUCACCUGCUAUAUCCAAUAAGGCAGAUACGCCAAUACCAGAACCUAGCAGCAGUCAUGAAGGAAACGAUGGUCUCUUAGAUGACGACAAAACCUGGCCUUCCGUAGUCGAUCUUAACACACGUUUGCGUAGAGUCAUUUCUUCUUAUCAACGAAGCGUAAAAAAUGUAAAAGACGACGUAAAAAUACUACAAAAAUCCAAAACUGGAAUGGAAGGUGAUACGACUAUGAAUCAUAAUCCUCCUAUGAAUGAACCGCCUUUAAAUAUGCAAGGAUGGGACUUACAACAACUUGCUAUGUAUCUUCUGAAAAUGGAAAGAAGAGAAAAAAUGGAAGCUAUGGUAAAGGAAAGGGAACGUACUCGCAUCGAAGAACAAAAAGCAAAAUGGUCUCGUCGCGAGGAAAGUGAAUUUUUACGUGUUGUAUCAACUUACGGUGUUAAUUAUGAUAGAAAAAAGGCACAAUACGACUGGACAAAGUUUAAAAGUAUUGCCAGAUUUGAUAAGAAAACAGAUAAUGAUCUUACAGACUAUUAUAUGUCUUUUAGAGCAAUGUGUAAAAAAGCAUGUAAUGCAAAGUUGAACGAUGAAGAAGACGUUCCUGUUGAUCAUCUCAGUCCAGCAAAAGCGAGACAAAUAUUGGAUCGUGUGGAUCUUCUAAGCAAAAUUCGUGAGGAGAUCUUGUCUCAUCCUCACUUAGAGGAACGACUUUCAUUGUGUCAACCGUCAGGUGAUACCCCCGAUUGGUGGCAACCUGGAAAACAUGAUAAAGAACUGCUGCUUGGAGCUGCAAAACAUGGCUUAGGACGUACCGAUAUUACAAUUUUAAAUGAUCCUGAUUUUUCAUUUCAUAAAAUUUUAAAUUCGAAAAUGUACAGUAACAUCCAAACGUCUAAAAUUAUGGAUAAAUCUGAGAAGGCAAUCAAAAUUGAAAAUAGGGAGGAUAUAUUGAAGUUCGAUAAAGAUGAAAUACUCGUAAAAUUGGAGAAGGGCGAAGGCACUUUAAAAAUCGAGAAAGUAGGUGCGAAAAAAGACAAAGACACAAGUACAACAGACAAGAGAACAGAGAAUACAGACUCGGAGAAAAGUCAGGUUGAACUGACCAUUAUAAAAGCUGAAAAUAAACUUGAAGAGAAACCUCUGGGUAAUGCAUUAACAAUUACAACCGUUCCCAGAAGUACGUCCGUAGAUAAGGAGCCUGCUGCAAAAGUAAAAUCUGAAGAAAAAAGCGACUUAGUAGUAGAAUCGAUAAAAACUGAAGUUUCUAAAACUGACCAGAUUACGGAAACUGACAAAAUCGAUGAAGCAAAAGCAAAUAAUGAAACAACAACUACUGAAGAAGCAUCAGUUUCUACUGCAGCUACUACGAGUACUACUAUUCCUAAUACCAAUACUUCCGUUACUACCAAUAUUAAUAAAGAAACUGAGGAAGAAAAUCAGACUAAAGAGAAAGAUACGCUAAAAGAAACAGAAAAGGAAACCCAGGAAGUAAAAGUUGAAGAGUCACAGACGUCGCAAACAGGAAAAGAGACUGAUGAAAAAAGCUCGAUAGAACAAAAAGAUACAGCAGAGACAAUAGAAAGAUCAAUAAUAAAUACUGAAAAUACGACAUCAGAGGAUAAUAAAACAAACGUAAAAGCAGAUCCACCAGUUGUUAAAGACGAAGCAAUAGAAGCACAAGAAGGAAAAACGGUUGAAACUUCCAAAGAAAAGAAAGUAUGCAAAAUAGAAGACAAGUGCAGUGUUCAAGCGGCAGAACUUAAAGCAAUGUUUCCAGAUUUGGAAGUUAUACAACCACUAUCACGAUUAACUCAAAUUGACACAUUUGUUCUCCGUGACAAACCAGUUGAUUAUAACGAGCCUACAGUUGUACAUCUAUUGUCACACAAUUGUAAUAAUUCUGUGAAAUGGCCAAAGGAGCAUGCUAUUGAAGCUCGUUUAAUGCAUAUUGUUCAUGCAAUUGAACAUAAAGAAUGGCCAGUAUCUGUAAACUUUAGUGCUGGCGACGAAGCUGAUAUCCCGCCAAACGAAAAGGAAUGUUCUGAAGUGAUCACUAUAACUACAGAUCAUGGAGUGUCACGAAAUCCAACUCCUGGAAAUAAUAUACCAUUAUCGAAGAAACGCAAGAGACACAUUGCUAUUGAUGUAGAGACUGAACGAGCAAAACUACAUGCUCUUUUGAAUAGCAGUCAUACAACUGUACAACCGCCCGCGGCUUUAAGUAAGCCUGCAGUGUUAUCUGGAUCCAAUACUUGGGAAAUAAAUGAAGAAUCACAGUCUGAAGAAUCGAGGCGUUCUACGCCAGUUCAGCCGCCACCAGCACACCAACAAGCACGAACUCCGAAUAUACCUUUUGACUUGAAAUAUACAGUUCCUGGAAAGCCGACAGUUAUUCCUGGAACUUCAAGUACUUUAACACCCAUCGACUUGUCUGCUGGGUACCCAAAAAUGAGCACUGAUAACAGUAAGGAUAUUAUGAACGAGGUUCAAGAUUUUUCAAUGCCAAAUAAAAAUAAACAAAUUAGCAGUAAUAAAGGAAAGUUAGAUAGUAUGUUAGAUAAACUAAUGAAAAGAAAAGGCGGGCCGCCAGAUGAACCAGUCAUUGGAAAGGAGAAGAAGCGCAGGAAGCUUGACGAAAUAGUGCUGGGACUAAGCGCUGCGAAAGAACAGCAAAGUACUCAUUAUCCUGAACACAGUAAAAAGAGCACAAUAACUCCGAAUGUAACGGUCACUCCAACAUCUGCGCCUAUGGGUCUCCCGAAUCCUCCGACGAGCACCCAAAAACCAUUUUCCAUUACCGUUACUUCGAUACCUUCUUCACGAGCAUCAAGCUCCUCGUCUGGGUUGCCUCCUCCGUCUUUACAUUCGCACAAAGAUAGUUUUUCUGCUUUAAUUGCUCAAGCGGAACAGCAAAAUCGUGAAUUUAAAAAGCAACAGCAGCAGCAGCAACAGCAGCAACAACAACAACAACAUCAGCAGCAGCAGCAGUCUCAACAGCAGCAGCAACAACAACAACAGCAGCAGCAGCAGCAGCAGCAACAACAAAGUUUCAAUUCAGCACACUCCUCGUCAUCGAGUGGUCAUAGAAAGAGUUAUGAAGCAAUGAUUGCAGAUAUUAAUAAGGUUGCUGAAUACUCUUCUAAGAUUGGGUCAUAUUCGCAUGAAGCGAAAGUGAACAAAUGGUUAGCUGAACAAACUGCCAUGUCUGAACAGUUGAGUGCUGAAUAUCUCAAUGCACCUAGACGACGACGUCCACGUGUGGAUCCAUCUCUGCUAGAUUGGAAAAAAUUAACUGGCGAAGAAAAUGUUGCUGUAAUCAAUAGAUUGACGGGCAAAAAGGUUACUGGAAGUAAAGCUCCACAACUAAAACGAUUAGGACAAUGGUUAAUCGAAAACCCAAUGUUUGAUGUGGAUCCAAAAUGGGCAGAGCUGGUAAAAGAACGUGGAAAUCUUCCGCAUGACUUACAAAAGAGAUUAUCAGGAAAUGACAGAGGCAAUGUCAAUAAGGGCAAGAGUCCAGGAAGACCUCCCAUGAUGCCAAGCCCUACUAAUCAGCAAUCUGCAAAUCAAGCCAACCUUGUAGCUACGUCGAUGGCUUCAGGCCUAAACUUCCCCUCAUUGGGUAAUCUGAACAACUCUCUUUUAUCUGGUCUUUCUCUUGGCAAUUUUGACCCGAAGAACAAUCCUCUUUUAAUGCCGUUCGGUGGUUUGCCAAAUUUGGGUGCAUUGAGUGGACUAGGCAACCUCAGCAACUUAAGCAAUAUGAGUUUAACGAAUUCUUUAUUCGCGAAUCUUGCUGGACUUGGUUUACCAUCUUUAGCGGGUAUGGAAGCUGCUUUGGGCGCAACAGCGACUAGUACUGCAGCCGACACGAAUCCAGUUGUUAGUUCUGUUAGUAGUAAAAACACUGGUUCAACUAGCAUUAGCUGCUCUGGUAAAUCUCGUAGUAAAUUGGAACCACCAACGAGUAAAUCUUCGGUGCCUUCGACUUCAUCAGCAUCGUCUACGAUACCAACAACGACACCAUUCCCCUUCUUCUUUCCAAAUCCAAGUCUUUUAUAUACACCAUUGGGUUUGGGUGGUUUAAAUCCAUUCUCUAUGCAACCCGGCGGUGUGUCAUCGGCCUAUGAAAGCCUUGCCCAGUGCGGUCUUCUAAAUCCAGCGACGUCGAGUGCAUCAACGGUGCGUAAACCUACAUCGUCAGGGAAUAACUCACGGCGAGACACAAUUUCCGAAUCGACAUCAAAGCGGAAGGAUAGCGAGAAAAGAUCCAGAUAUUCCAUGGAUCCUGGAAUAGCACUACAACAGUACACCGAUAUGUCAGCAUUACACAGUGAAGAUAGGCGCAGGGUAGAGCAUGACAAAAGGGAAAUCCUGGAGCAGAAUGAUAUAGCAGAUCUUUCUGACCGAAGAAUUGAGAAAAAGAAUAAGGACCAGGAAAUGAAAGAGGCUCUGGAACAUCUAAGUAGAACCAGCGCAGAGCUUUUAACAAGAAAUCUUGAAGAUAUUCAACGGUCAAGUGACAAAAGGGGCCGUGGUACGGAUUAUAAUCAAUUACCCGAGCUGCAACCAUCAAGUAUGCUCGAGGUAACCCUUGAACCCGUGAAUAAAAAGCCACGAAUCGAAAUUGAAGUUACUGCAAAGCCUGUAACAACCACUCCAGCCACAACAAUAACUCCCGUAGACGUAUCGGCAAUUGAUCUAGAAUACGGAUCGCGGUCGUCGUCUGUUACAAUUAAACCAAAUACAGUAGAAGAGAACAAUGCUAUCACUAUAACUGAAACAUCUCUGAACACGAAGAAGAGAGAAGCUAUUGAAAUAACUCCUUCGGUAACUACAACAACAACAACUGUACCAGCAACUACAGUUACACCUACGACUACUAUCACGCCUAUACCUAUACCUACACCUGCACGUACGCCGACACCAACUCCGGCACAUACACCGACACCUACACCUACACCAGUAUCCACACCAACACCUACACCAACUUCUACACCUACACCUACCCCAGCAUCUGUACUAACACCUGCUUCUACGACUCAAGUAACGACCAUUCCGUCUGAGACGGUUACACCACAACAAAGUACUAAUAGUACUAAAGGAGACUCAUCAAAACCAACAGAAGUAGAAGAAGAUAAUAAAGGCACUAAAGGAAAGAAACCACGAAGCGGUAAACGACUCAGUGUAGAACCUCCUCCAGAACGGAAAAAUCUUCGGUCUAGUGCUGGAAGACAAGCAAGAGCAGCAGCAGAACGGCAAGCAAGAAUGGAAGGUGAACUUCAAGCUGAUCAGCAACAAGAGACUCACACAACGAGCGAGUGAAGUGACAACAAUUAAGUGAGUUCUGAAUAAUACUGGUGAUGAUAAUGAUCAAAUCUUCCGUUGUUGCGUCUAUUUUUAUUGCAAUAAUUCUGCAGUAUUCGCACAACGAUAUUUCCAAAAAAAAAAGAAAAUGUCGAUUGAUAGACAUUUAAAUAAAUGACCCAAUGCAUCGACAAUUCUUAGUUAAAUAGAGCACAAGUGCAUUCGAAGAACUUGAAAAGAAAAGAAUGAAAAACAUUUAUAGAAUUUGAUUUCUCCUUCCAUUUUAAUGGGAGAAGUGGGACAAAUAAUGAAAGCUCGCGCGUGAGCACGUGCGCAUUACCAUUACUGUCAGUGUGAAUGUAUAACAUGAAGCUGUUCAAAUACGAAGGCUGGCAAUAGUAUUUUAUCACUCGAUAUAUUGUGUGGUAAUUAAUUUUUAAUUAUAUAACUUUACAAUAACAAAGUAUAGUUUUGUUAAAUUUAUUAUUCUUUAUGAUCUUUAUUGGUUUUGACGAGGGACUGUUUUAUAUAACUGCUAUCACACUAUUGCGUAGUCAUGCAACAGUUCGCGGAUCAUUCAGGCAUAAAAUAAGAUAUAAUCAUAAUGUAGUAAAGUAAAUUUAGUAAUAACUUAAUAAAGAAAACAAGAACAGUGUAAAUAUUAUAUACAUUAUGCCUAGAGACCUUAAGCGAUCGUGUACUUUGAAAAAUGUAUAUAACACAGUGUACUUUUAAUUACAUUGGGUGAUACAAUAAACAGCUUCUUCUGUUGUUUGCAAAUACCAACAUUAGAAUCUUCGUUUUGAUAAUUAUGCUCACCUUUAUCGAAGAACAGCAUUACGAAAAAAUAAGUUGUGAAUUGUGUUAAUAGAAACAGUGGAAAGUGUGCAUGGGAAACGUGGACAAUGAAAAUUUUAAGCAUGGAAUUUUCGAAAACUAUAUUUUAGCGCAUUAUUUUGAAUUAUUUUUGUCCUAAAUUAUUAAUAAGAAAUUUUAAAUAAAAAAAAUGUUCAUUUCUACCGUAUUCUGUUUCAAAUGAUAUGCUGUUAUGUACCAAUGUUAAGGCACUAAAUGAAUACGCUUAUUUAUAAUUAUACUUCGAAAAAUACAACAGUACUAUAAUAUUAGAAAAAACUCAGUAUAAUAUCAGAAUGUGUACUUUAAUUUUUACAACAUCAAUUGUGGUAAUUUAAGAAAAUACAUUGUAAAAUAAUUGUUUUUCAUAUUUCAAAGAAUUAUUUAUGUGUAGGUUGGCUGAGGUACAAUACGCAAAUAAGUUUUGCCCGAUGGUAGUGUUAAAGUUUCAAUAUUAUCAUACAGCGUUUUUGCCUCUUCUUCAGUAACACUAGGCUGAAUCAUAACAUUUUCACCAUUCUGAAAAUUGCAAUGAAGAAAUUAAACAUUUUAUAAUCAUAAGAAUAAUAAUGAUUCAAACAAAUAGUUGAUAACAUAAAUACAACCUUCCAAUCAGCAGGAGUUGCCACUUUAUACUUUUCUGUCAGCUGAAGUGAUUCAAUUACUCGUAAAAUUUCACUGUGUCCAAAAGUCGUAACAAUAAAUAUACAAUAAUGAAAAUAAAAACUAAAACAUCAAAUAUGCAGAAAAGGAAUUACUCAAAGUUUCUUCCAGUCGUUGCAGGGUAUAAAAUUGAUAAUCUCAUUUUUUUAACAGGAUCAAUGAUAAAUACUGCCCUAGCAGACAUAGGUAUACCAUGACCAUCAACUUCUGCAGGAUCUAACAUUCCCAAUGAUGUUGCAAGUUUCCGAGAUUCGUCUUCUAUUAUCGGAUACGGAAACUCGUCUACCUUUAUUUGUCCAUAAGACUUUAUGUCCUAAAACACUCACAAAGAUACAGUUGCAUUUCGUAAAUUCUUAUUCAGCCUGUAUUGUUUAUUAUCUUCGUAAAAUGUAAAAUAAAAUUUUUUUAAAAUAA
Megalopta genalis is the source of this 15760-nucleotide messenger RNA. RefSeq names its product chromodomain helicase DNA binding protein kismet (gene kis). NCBI's taxonomy places the organism in Eukaryota, Metazoa, Arthropoda, Insecta, Hymenoptera, Halictidae. Gene Ontology annotation, molecular function: protein binding; ATP binding. The record is from RefSeq and is a predicted model, not a curated record.